UAGAAGUACAACAAUGAAGUUCAUGACUCUCUCCUCCUCGCUCAAAGUUACACUACUCCUUUCUCUCUCCUUCACUGCAACAUCAUCUCUCUCUUCUUCCUCUUUAUCCUCAAACCCGAAAUCAUCAUCCUUCCCAUUUGCUCGAUCUUCAUCUUCACCGUCCCCCAAAGCAACAGUUUCCGACUUGCUCUCUCUCCUCGGUCCCAAGAAUGCAGUCGAUCCAAUUGAAGCUCGUCACCUCUGGUCCUGCCUCAAAUUCCUUGUUCCUUUAAAUUCCUCUUAUGAAAAACAGGAAAUUUCAGUCAAACGAAGGUCAAUGGUUAGUGUUGUUGGUCAUCGCACUGAGAGUGAAGAGAAUGAAUUGAUUUGGUGGCCGCCGGCUUCGGUUUUGGAACUCGCUCGACUUUCUGUUGAUUCUGGUGGUGAUCCUUUUGUUAUUCAUCGUGCCCUAGAUCCUACCAUUAUACAUGUGCCUGACGUUGAAGGAUCAACAGAAUGUAAUUGUGUGUUAACUAGAUAUCCCUAUAGCUGGCGCUUCAUAAAUAAGGAGUUGAAUGCGUACCUUGUUUUCUUAUUUGAAAUGAUUGCAACCCGUGGUCCAAGGGUUGGACUGAAUGUUUCAUUGAGUCGCUAUGACUUUUUUCAUGGUCACCUCUUUCUUGCCAAAGACACUGGUAGACUUGGAAUAUUGUUUCAUGCUAAGGAAUACCCAGCCUAUGACAAAGAAGUCUUCCCAUUUUACAUGGGGUACUGUCAAACAGGAUCAGAUGUCACAUAUGACAGUACAAUGAACCUGCGGAAUAUUCUUUGGUUGGCUCCAAUGCCGAGCACUUCAAGUGAAGUUUGGGAUUCACCUGGUAUCUUGGUUGUUUUGGAUGCUCGUCCGGAUGGGAUUAUUUACCGAGAUCUCAUUCCUGAUUAUGUGAAAAUUGCACGGACAUUAUAUGAAGAUGAUUUUGGAGAAGUAGCUGUGGAUGUCAAUUACCUAAAUGUUGGACGUUCAUCCUCAAAUUAUCAGAUUUUCAUUUGUUAAUCGUCAUUAGGAAUUCAAGAUUCAACUACACUAGCUAAUUACUUCUCUGCGUGUAUAUUUUAUUGUUCUGUUUAUCAUGCGUAAAUUACUUGAGAGUAACUAAAUACAACAAUACAUCUUUCAAUUGUUUUUUCUUUUUUUUUCAAAAUUAUGAAAGGAUCUCUCCUAAUAAUAUCAAUGAUAAUUGCUUGUUUACACAAUAUUGCAACUUUGAUUUAUUGAUCAAGACUUUAUCCCUAUCACCUGAACAAGAAAAAUAAAACUUAUUAGUUCUCAACAUAAUUUAUAUUUAUAUUUACUAUCAAUAUCAACAAAAGAACAAUUGAAUUCAUACCUCUCAAUUUACUCCCUUACAAUUCUUUGCUUUCUUCCACGUCAACCAAAAUACUUAUCACGAAAAUCAGUCAAAGCACAUUCUAUGGUGUUAGCCAAUCUGAUAAACCAAAACGGUUUUCCCAUCGAGAGCAUAUAGUAACCCCACCACCACACCACUUGUAAAUCCCAUUACAAUGAUUUUCCACAUUGACAAUACACUUUUACCAUCUUCACUGCUUCCGAUAUUGUUCGGAGAUGGCUCAUGACUCCCUCCACACUCGGGUAAUGGUGUACCGCACAAUCUAAGAUUACCCUGGUAUGA
Molecule: messenger RNA, 1670 nt
Organism: Amaranthus tricolor (Joseph's coat)
Lineage: Eukaryota; Viridiplantae; Streptophyta; Magnoliopsida; Caryophyllales; Amaranthaceae
Exons: 7
Coding region: 14-1033 (339 amino acids)
Source: RefSeq, a predicted model, not a curated record